Molecule: messenger RNA, 3743 nt
Organism: Drosophila bipectinata
Lineage: Eukaryota; Metazoa; Arthropoda; Insecta; Diptera; Drosophilidae
Source: RefSeq, a predicted model, not a curated record
ACCACCCAUAACAGCACAUCAUUCCGGGGGGCCCGCAACAGGAUAAAAGAAGGCGCAUCCCACUCUCAGUGCUCAGUGGAUGUUCCAUCCUCACGGAAAGCGGUUGAGCGGCAUCUCGAAUCGGAAAACGGAAAGAAAUCAAAUCUACAGAAUCUAAACAGUAAGGCCCAGAGCACUUGCCGCGUAGUGAAAAUGUGUUAAUUACCAAAUAGCCAGAAGCAGAGUCCUGAAAACCACGAGCUACGAUACAACGAAUCAUCGAAACCUGAAACUGCCAACGGAAGCAAUCGGAAAAUGUGGUCCAGGCGACUUUUGGUCCUGCCGCUGCUGGUCUUGCAAUUAAUUUGCAACUGCCAGGUGGUCCAAGCCCUGCCCGAUAUUAUUAAGAUAGGUGGCCUCUUCCAUCCCUCCGAUGACCACCAGGAGCUGGCCUUCCGCCAGGCGGUGGACCGCAUAAACGCCGACCGUUCCAUCCUGCCCCGUUCCAAGCUGGUGGCCCAAAUCGAGCGCAUCUCGCCAUUCGACAGUUUUCACGCCGGCAAAAGGGUUUGUGGCCUAUUGAACAUUGGGGUAGCCGCUAUUUUUGGGCCCCAAUCUUCGCACACCGCCAGUCAUGUGCAGAGCAUCUGCGACAACAUGGAGAUUCCCCACUUGGAGAAUCGCUGGGACUUUCGCCUGAGACGCGAGAGUUGCUUAGUGAAUCUUUAUCCCCACCCUAAUACGCUUUCCAAGGCUUACGUUGAUAUCGUCCGACAUUGGGGCUGGAAAACGUUCACCAUAAUCUACGAGAACAAUGACGGCAUCGUGCGGCUGCAGGAGCUCCUCAAGGCACACGGGAUGACCCCCUUUCCCAUAACAGUGCGCCAGCUAAGCGACAGUGGGGAUUACAGACCGCUUCUGAAGCAAAUCAAGAACUCGGCGGAAGCGCACAUUGUGCUGGACUGCUCCACGGAAAGGAUCCACGAGGUCCUGAAGCAGGCCCAGCAGAUCGGCAUGAUGAGCGACUACCACAGCUACCUGGUUACCUCGUUGGAUCUUCACACAGUUAACCUGGACGAGUUCCGCUACGGUGGCACCAAUAUCACCGGCUUCCGUCUCAUAAACGACAAGAUCGUCUCGGACGUAGUGCGUCAGUGGAGCAUCGACGAAAAGGGAAUGCUGCGCUCCGCCAACCUGACCACCGUGCGCUCUGAGACAGCUCUCAUGUACGAUGCAGUGCACCUGUUCGCAAAGGCACUGCACGACCUGGACACCUCGCAGCAGAUCGACAUCCAUCCGAUUAGUUGCGAUGGGCAGAGCACCUGGCAGCACGGAUUCAGCUUGAUCAACUACAUGAAGAUCGUGGAGAUGAAGGGCUUGACGAACGUCAUCAAGUUCGACCAUCAGGGCUUCCGGACGGACUUUAUGUUGGAUAUCGUUGAACUGACUCCAGCUGGUAUCCGGAAAAUCGGUACCUGGAACUCCACUCUGCCCGAUGGUAUUAACUUUACGCGAACCUUUAGCCAAAAGCAGCAGGAAAUCGAGGCGAAUCUGAAGAACAAGACCCUGGUUGUUACAACCAUUCUGAGUAAUCCCUAUUGCAUGCGAAAGGAGUCCGCUGUGCCACUAAGUGGAAACGAUCAGUUCGAAGGAUAUGCCGUGGACCUGAUUCAUGAAAUCUCGAAGUCGUUGGGCUUUAACUAUAAAAUCCAACUGGUGCCAGAUGGUAGCUAUGGAAGUCUCAACAAAAUGACAGGUGAAUGGAAUGGAAUGAUCCGGGAGCUUUUGGAGCAGCGUGCUGACUUGGCAAUAGCUGAUCUCACCAUCACUUUUGAAAGGGAGCAGGCGGUGGACUUCACCACGCCCUUUAUGAACCUGGGGGUGUCCAUAUUGUACAGGAAGCCCAUCAAGCAGCCUCCGAAUUUGUUCUCCUUCCUGUCGCCAUUGUCCUUGGAUGUCUGGAUCUAUAUGGCCACAGCCUAUUUGGGUGUGUCCGUUCUACUCUUCAUUUUAGCCAAGUGGGUUAUUUGUUUUUAAAACCUUAAGAUAAACUUAAUAUUUCUUUUGUUUCAUAGAUUUACCCCUUAUGAGUGGCCAGCUUAUACAGAUGCCCAUGGGGAGAAGGUUGAGAGUCAGUUUACUUUGCUGAACUGCAUGUGGUUCGCCAUAGGAUCGUUGAUGCAACAAGGAUGCGAUUUUCUUCCCAAAGCUCUAUCCACCCGCAUGGUGGCUGGUAUUUGGUGGUUUUUUACCCUGAUUAUGAUAUCCUCGUACACUGCCAACCUGGCUGCCUUUUUGACCGUGGAGCGCAUGGAUUCGCCCAUCGAAAGUGCCGAGGACUUGGCCAAGCAGACAAGGAUCAAAUAUGGAGCUCUAAAGGGUGGAAGCACAGCAGCUUUUUUCAGGGACUCCAAAAUAUCCACCUACCAGCGUAUGUGGUCCUUCAUGGAGUCGGCUCGUCCUUCGGUAUUUACGGCCAGCAAUGGUGAGGGAGUGGAACGAGUGGCCAAGGGCAAAGGAUCCUAUGCUUUUCUGAUGGAGUCCACGUCCAUUGAGUACGUGACGGAAAGAAACUGCGAACUGACGCAGGUGGGCGGAAUGCUGGACACCAAGAGCUAUGGCAUAGCCACUCCACCAAAUUCACCUUACCGCACGGCCAUCAACAGCGUCAUACUUAAGCUCCAAGAAGAAGGAAAGCUCCACAUCCUGAAAACAAAGUGGUGGAAGGAGAAGCGCGGCGGUGGAAAGUGCCGGGUGGACACCUCCAAAUCCUCCUCGGCGGCCAACGAACUCGGCCUGGCAAAUGUCGGCGGUGUGUUUGUGGUCCUAAUGGGCGGCAUGGGCGUGGCCUGUGUGAUUGCCGUGUGCGAGUUUGUGUGGAAGUCACGCAAGGUCGCCGUGGAGGAGCGCCUGAGCGCAAUUCUAAACGAAUGAGAAAAGUCGUAAACCCGGGACGAAUGGGUCUAAGCAGUGAAUAGGUCCCGGGUUGGACUCGGUUCGGUUAAAUCAAAAAUGCAAGUAGAGUCGGGAAAGUGCAAUGAAUGGAGAGCAUGGCGGAGCAACAUAUAUCACCAGCAAUAGUCGGAAAUAGACAGUUCUCGGUAUCCCACGCAGCAAUAUUGUUUACUGGAGCCACCAAUGAAUGUUAGCACCACAUUUUAAAGGCCAUCAAGCCGAAGAGCCCAGCUAUUAAUAUACAUUCAAGAUACAUACGAGAGAUAUGUACAUUAUAUAUACAUAAAUAUAUAUUUAUACAUAUAUACUCCCUUUCGUAAACAUACUAAUCACUAACCUAUACACUAAUGGAACAACAAUGCAACAAUUUGCAACAAAUCGAAACGAAUCGUAUUGCAUUUAUAUUUGAAAGCAUUUUUGGGAAUUGACCUAUAGUCGUAAUUGUAGCUAAAUUAUAUAUACAAAGGAAUCAAUAUACAGUCCGACAGACAUCAAUACAUAAACCAAAGGCCAUGCAUAUAUUAGCCAGAAGACACGAUCGAAAAAUCUUACUUAAACCCUAAGAAGCAGGACACAAUUUACACGCAAAUCGAAACCGAUAUUUUCAACGGACUUAGCCAGUAGAACUAACCUAAGUGAGUUGUAACUCUUAGAUUAGAAACAUUUUCUAUUUAAUUCCCCCUUUUCCCAGCCCUCUAGCUACUGUCCUCCCCUAAGAUAUAAGAUUGUAAAAUGUAAUUACCGCUCAUACAGGCAAUUCUGACAAUUUCAUAAAAUACUUACAAUUAAAUAAAACAAGUUAACAAAAA